This is a messenger RNA of Colletotrichum orchidophilum, 1401 nucleotides long. RefSeq names its product major facilitator superfamily transporter. The transcript has 3 exons. The coding region runs from base 1 to 1401 and encodes 466 amino acids. Gene Ontology annotation, cellular component: fungal-type vacuole membrane. The record is from RefSeq and is a predicted model, not a curated record. Lineage: Eukaryota; Fungi; Ascomycota; Sordariomycetes; Glomerellales; Glomerellaceae. Gene Ontology annotation, molecular function: transmembrane transporter activity. Gene Ontology annotation, biological process: transmembrane transport.
AUGUCGAAGCAACAACAGCUUUCGUCCCCAGCGGACUCCCAAAUAACCUUUGCAGACCCGAACCCGUCCGCGCCAGAUGCCAAAGUAGAUCAGGACAGAACGGAUUACUCCUCAGACCACCCUUCCACGAUACGGCAGACCGACCCGGAAAAAGGUGGUCCUCCGGCCGGCGACGAGAAACCGGCAUGGCCCGUCAGCGAUGCGCCAGACGGAGGUACCGUGGCUUGGCUGGUCGUUCUUGGCGCGUGGUGCACAUCCUUUUGCAGUUUCGGGUGGGUGAAUAGUGUCGGAGCUUUCCAAGAGUACUACCAGAAUGAUUUGCUCCGCAACUACUCGGCGAGCACCAUUUCAUGGAUCCCUUCUCUCCAGAUUUUCUUCAUGAUGGCAAUGGGCCCAAUAAUUGGCCAACUGUACGAUCACUACGGCCCCCGCUACCUCAUCCUCGUCGGCACCUUUUUCCACGUCUUUGGUCUCAUGAUGACCUCUCUCGCAACGCAGUACUGGCAGAUCCUCCUGGCCCAAGGCGUAUGCUCCGCCAUUGGCGUCUCCGCCAUCUUCCAGCCGGCACUGAACACGAUCCACGGCUGGUUCAACGUCAAGCGCGGCGCCGCUUUCGGUAUUCUGUCCACCGGCUCCAGCAUCGGCGGCAUCGUCUUCCCCAUUAUGGUGACGCGGGUGAUCAAGUCGCUGGGGUACCCCUGGGCGAUGCGCAUUUGCGCCUUUAUGAUCCUCGGCCUCCUGAUCAUCGCGAACCUCACAGUCAAGGCUUACCACCCGCCACGUCCCCAAAAGUUGUCCAAGGAGCAGCUCAUACGCCCUUUCAAGGAGUUUGAGUUCGUCUGCGUCGUCAUCGGCUUCUUCCUCUUCACCUACGGCAUCUUCGUGCCCAUCAACUACAUCCAGGUCCAGGCCCUCGAGGCCGGCAUGGACCCCAACCUGGCGCAGUACCUUGUCGCGAUUCUCAACGCGGGCAGCCUCUUUGGCCGAAUCUUUGCCGGCAUCAUGGGCGACAGGAUUGGCAAGUACAACAUCUUUGUGGUGGUGUGCUACCUGACCUCGGUCUGGAUGCUCGCGCUGUGGAUCCCGGCCAACUCGGACGGCGCGCUCAUCGCCUUUGCCGUCCUCUUCGGCUUCUGCUCCGGCGCGUACGUUUCGCUCAUUGCACCCCUCAUCGCUCAGAUCUCGCCCCCCCACGAGAUUGGCUUCCGCACGGGUAUCACGUUCUUCACAAACUCUAUUGGCGGGUUGACGACGAACCCUAUCAACGGAGCUAUUUUGGCCGGUUCGGGUGGGUGGGUUGGCAUGAAGGUGUUCUCGGGCGUGUUUUGCCUUGCAGGAACGACUUUUAUCCUUGUGGCGAGGAUUCACCGGACUGGAUGGAAACUCUUUACCGCUUUUUAG